CCAAAUGGGAGGCCAAAUGGGAGGACAGAUGCCUGGGCACAUGGCCGGUCAGAUGCCGAGUCAGAUGGUUGGCCAGAUGCCGGGACAAAUGCCAGGACAAAUGCCUAGCCAGAUGGCCGGCCAGAUGCAAGCCCAGAUGUUCCCCCAACAUAUGCAACAAAUGCCCCAGCCUAGAAACGCCAUGGAGCAGCAACGGCUGAUGUACCAGAUGCAACUUCAACGACAGGCAAACAUGCAAAUGCAACAACAGAUGGCCGGCCAGAACAUGAUGCAACCACACAAUGCGGCUCAAGCUCAGGCGCAACAUGCUCACGUUCAACAAGCUCAAGCUGAAGCGCGAGCUCAGGCGGCGCAUCGUAACUUGAUGGCUGCCAGAGGAGGACAGAUGGUUCCCACGGGAAUGCGCCCCCAGCAGGGGAUGGCUCAACAAAAGCAACAGCACCCACAGCAGCAACCUGUUGGAAGGGGGGACCCCAAUUCGUUCCUCAAGAACUUGACGGCGUUCAUGAACAGCAAAAACAUGCCAUUGGAGAUAAGCCCGGUUGUUGAAGGUCGCCCAGUAAACUUGGCCUCCCUAUUUCAGCUUGUAUACCACAAGUUCGGAGGGUAUCGCAACGUGACGCAGUCGAACGGUUGGCCGCAAAUCACACAGAUGCUCGGGUAUCCUGUCCACCAGGUGCCUAAUGCGCCGCAACAUAUCAAGACUGUUUACGAACGGAAUAUCCUAAAGUUCGAAGAGGCGUGGACGGCACAACAGCGGGCCAGGCAGGCCGGUAUUAUGCCCAAUCCGCAAAACAUGCAGCAAGCUCAACCCAUGAAGCCGAUGCCACAGAUGCCGCCAAACCAGAUGAUGCCAGCCGGGCCACAGCCACCUAUGAAGCCCCCAGUUGCGCAACAACCGAAUGUCAAUGGCUUUCCUGGGCCGCAUCCCGGGCAACAACAACAAGCGAACGCCGGUCCGAUGGGCCACCCGCGUAACAGCCUGUCGAGGAGCUCACAACCUACACCAACAGCAGAAGAGUUUCCAAUGCCGUCGCCGGCUCACAACAAGGCUGGAAGCAUGUCGAUGCCAGGGUCUGCCCACCCAGAGAACCAGGCGAUUCCAGGGCAGGGAGUUGAGGCCGCGCCUGGGUUCCCCAAGCCGACCCGUGAUCCAGAGGUCUAUAUACCUUGUUCGAGAGAAGUUACCACAUAUGGCGGCGUGGAUCUUGGCUCGGUAGAACAUUUUGCGGAACAGUUAAGGAAGUUCAAGCCAGACGUUCCCCAUCUUACCGAUCUAGGGAACAUCGACGUACAUGCUCUAACCAAGAGCAUCCAAAGUGGCAUCCACGGCGAAGUACGGCUUGCCUUGGAUGUGCUGGGGACGCUAUCGGCCACAUCACCAGAAAGUGGCAAGCAAGACCCUCCUCAGCCAUAUCUCCCGCUUGAUCUUCGACACUGCGACGACCUGGUAGAAACACUGAUAGAAUGCGCUGAGGAGCAAGUUGAUCUGCUAGCCGAAAACUCGGAAGAAGCCUCCGACGAGAUUACCAUCACCUCUUAUGAGGAUGUCGUCCGCGCCUGCCGCAUCGAGAAAUUCGCCCCCCGGAGCGUCCCCCUCUUCGGCUCACAAGAGUACGAGCUCGACCACGCCGCCGACAGGCUAAUAGCCAUCACCACUAUCCUACGCAACCUCUCUUUCCUCGAGGAGAAUCAGGCCUGUCUCGCCGACGAGUCCGUCAUCCGCUUCCUGUGCAUGGCCAUCCGCUACCUCGGCACGCGCGAGAUGUUGCUCCGCACGCAGGUCAACACUCUGGACUUUAUGAAAGAUCUGGUCAUCCUGCUCUCCAACAUCACGCGCUGCGUGGAGAUGCCAGGGAGGGAACAAGCCUUUUGCCUGCUCCAAUUCCUCCUUGCUUUCGCUCCCUCGCCAGCUCCAAGCAUGUCUCCUUCACCCGACGGCAACGAUUCUGACCCGGGAAUCCUCUUCUUCACGCCUUACGACCCCUCCCUUCACCCAUACCUCCCACACGCAAUCGACUCGCUCGCCAAACUCUUGGCCCGCGACGAGCCGAACAGGAUGUACUACAAAACCAUCUUCGCCAGCGAAUCCCCCUCACCAGGCCAAGCGUCGCCAGCAGACCUGCUGAUAACCCGCACCUUCGCCCUCGCUAUCUCGCCCAUCCCAGACCUUUCUGCUCCAAACACGCGCCCCGCCAACAUCCCUUCCUUAAUCGAAGUCAGGAAGCCGUUCCUCAUGCAAGGACUUCUAGCUGCCGACAUUCUCGCCUCCAUUACCCCCGACGGUCCCGUCGGAGCUGGAGCAGGUGCCGACGCAGCCGAAAACGGACCAGCUGUUGCCAGCGGUGGGGUCAAUGUCGCCAGAGUAUGGCUCUCCUGCGGCAAUGGCCUCGUGCAAAAUCUCUUCCACCUCGUUCGUCAACUCAGCAUGCAAUACGAGUCUCAACCGGUCGGUCCCAUCAGGCCUACAGGGCGCGGCGGUGCGAACCAGCAACAUAACAAGCGGGAUGCGGAUUUUUUGUGGUUUGUGGGAGUGAGUUAUUUUUUUUUAAAGUCUUUGGGGAAGUCAAUGAAUGGAUGGGGUUUGAUCGGAGAUGGGGUCUUUUAUAAGGGGGUUGCAUGCUGUUGGGAUUGGGAUGAGGUGCAUGAUGCAGAUGAGAUGCCAAUGGAGCUGCAGGAGGCGGGAAGAGGAAGACGCGUGGCGAUGAGAUGGAUACGGGAGACGGGUACGUGACAUGGAUAAGGAAAAGCAAGUGAAGAAAGAGGAACAGGGAGAAGCGAGAACUCAAGUGGAAAGGAGUGGGGGAUAGGGUGGGAACCAAUCGAAGAAGAACAGAGAAAGAAAAAUCGUACAUAAUAGAGGAGUUUUGCCUUGCUUUGUCUGUCUUGAGAGCAGGCGGCUGUCUGUUUUCGUCAAUAAAUAUUAUGGCUUUGGAUGGGAUAGGCUGGUUAGGAGUUUUGCGAAGUCUUGGUCAAUGAAGCAAGCGAAGAGAGUUAAAGAGUUGAAGAGAGUUAAAACAGGGGUUGGCAGCUUGAUCAUACAUACAAACCAGCGGAGCUUUGUGUAUCA
Messenger RNA from Neurospora tetraspora, 3070 nucleotides. RefSeq lists its product as uncharacterized. Gene Ontology annotation, biological process: regulation of transcription by RNA polymerase II. Gene Ontology annotation, cellular component: nucleus; SWI/SNF complex. Bases 5 to 2734 code for a protein of 909 amino acids. Gene Ontology annotation, molecular function: transcription cis-regulatory region binding. The transcript is spliced from 2 exons. NCBI's taxonomy places the organism in Eukaryota, Fungi, Ascomycota, Sordariomycetes, Sordariales, Sordariaceae. The record is from RefSeq and is a predicted model, not a curated record.